AUGAAAUUGCAUCUUCGUGGCUCAGUCUGGUGGCCGAAGAUAGACGCCGACGCGGAAUCAUUUGUGAAAAAGUAUCGAGGAUGUAUCUUGGUUUCUGCACCGGAGCCGCCAGAACCAAUGGUACGCAAAGAGAUGCCAAAUGGACCCUGGCAGGGGAUUGCUAUCGAUUUUCUAGGACCUUUGCCAGAUGGACAAACUUUGUUGGUCGUAGUUGACUAUUACAGUCGUUAUAUUGAAGUUUGCGAAAUGAACCAGACUACAUCAAAGGAAACAAUUGCCCAGCUGUCAUCAAUGUUCAGUCGUUUCGGCGUUCCGUUAACAUUGCGGGCUGACAAUGAACCUCAAUUCAAUGCAAAUUGCGAGGAAUUCCAAGCAUUCUGCAAGGAUUUGGGAGUACAGCUGAUCAACACAAUUCCCUAUUGGCCGCAACAAAACGGGGAAGUCGAGCGACAAAAUCGUUCAAUUUUGAAAAGAUUAAAGAUAGCACAACAACUCGGCCAGGACUGGAGAAAAGUUUUGUCACAAUUUUUGCUAUCGUACCAUGCGACAACUCAUCCCACAACUGGUCGUGCACCGUCCGAAUUGAUGUUUGGGCGACGAAUUAGAACAAAGCUACGUCAGGUACCAACAAUCACUCUAGCAAAUGAGGAAUGCAGAGAUUAUGAUAAACUCCAGCAAGUAAAAGGAAAGGAGUACACCGAUGUUAAACGAAAAGCCCGUCUUAGCGAAAUUACGGUAGGAGAUCAUGUUCUUGCAAAGAGGAUGCGAAAAGAUAACAAAUUGAGUACGAAUUACGCACCUGAGGAAUUUGUUGUGAUCAGGAAAACAGGAGCCGAUGUUACAAUAAAAUCAGUCGAAAACGGAAAGGAGUAUCGUCGUAAUGUGGCUCACCUGAAGAAGCUGUUAGACCAUAUUGAUAAUCCGUCGAACGCAGGAGGUGCUGAUGCGGAGGAAACAACGGAGACUAUGUCGUCGAAAAGCUGCAAUGCAGGAUCAUCUACCGAGACAACAUUAACGAUGAUGCAGCCUCAGAAGGAUAAGUUAAUCAGCAUAAAGCGAAACCGUAAUAUGCCCGUUAAAUUCAAAGAUUAUCUACCACACUAG
Molecule: messenger RNA, 1104 nt
Organism: Sabethes cyaneus
Lineage: Eukaryota; Metazoa; Arthropoda; Insecta; Diptera; Culicidae
Exons: 1
Coding region: 1-1104 (367 amino acids)
Biological process (GO): DNA integration
Molecular function (GO): nucleic acid binding
Source: RefSeq, a predicted model, not a curated record